This is a messenger RNA of Carya illinoinensis, 741 nucleotides long. Its product is annotated as probable sesquiterpene synthase. The transcript is spliced from 3 exons. The coding region runs from base 1 to 741 and encodes 246 amino acids. Gene Ontology annotation, molecular function: terpene synthase activity. The record is from RefSeq and is a predicted model, not a curated record. NCBI's taxonomy places the organism in Eukaryota, Viridiplantae, Streptophyta, Magnoliopsida, Fagales, Juglandaceae.
AUGUCUCUCCCUGUAUCCUCCGUUGCUCUCUCACAAAAUGGAGAAUCAUCAGAUGCCAUUCGCCGGACUGCAAAUUUUAAACCAAGCAUUUGGGGUGACCGUUUCGUCAAUAACAAUAUUCCCGAAGAACAGGUUAUUCAUGUUUCUAAAGUACGCGAAGUCGAAGAACUGAUAGCAGAAGUGCGACGGGAGUUGUUAGCCUCUGCAGAUCAACCUUCCAAGCAGCUGAACAUCAUUGAUGUACUUCAGCGCUUAGGGGUGGCGUACCAUUUCGAAAGGCACAUCGGAGAAGCACUAGAACGUAUUUAUGCUUCCUCGGGUGCCAUUCAUGAUGACAAUGAUCUUUACAAUGUUUCCCUUCAUUUUCGACUACUACGUCAACAAGGAUUUCGUGUUUCAUCAGAUGUGUUUAACAAGUUCAAAGAUGAAAAGGGUCAAUUCAAGGCAAGCUUGAGAGCCAACAUUCCAGGCUUGCUAGCCUUUUAUGAAGCCACACAUCUUAGGGUGCAUGGAGAAGAGAUCCUUGACGAGGCUCUUAGUUUCACCACCACUCAACUGGAGUCAGUGAAAUCCAAUUUGAGGAAUCCUUUAGCAACACAAGUAACUCAUGCACUAAACCAAUCCCUGCACAAGGGCAUUCCAAGGCUAGAGUCCAGGGUUUUCAUUACGCUCUACCAAGAAGACACCUCCCAUAACAAAGCUUUGAGAUCCCAAUUGAGAUCUCUAAGCCCAUUAGCAUGA